AUGGAGGCCGAUAUCUCGAGAGAGCCUGGUCUUCGGCCGAGCUCGCUAAGGAAUGAAAGCUGGACCUUGAGCGUCAUCGCAGGCACGACGCCCAUCCAGAUUUCUUUGCUUGUCGCAUUCAGCCAGCUCGUCCCGGCCCAUACCGUUACGCUCUUCCGAGGCAUCAUCUCCCUUCGCGUUCCCCGAUUCCCCUCCUCUACCUCGGAAUCCUGGACCUAUCUCCGAUUUUACAAGCUCGUCUUCCCCGACCUAGACUCAUCGCAGCCCUCUUCCCUGCGCGGAGAUGCUAGCGAAACCUUUGCAUUUGCCGAGUUCUUCCCCGGCCCUGCGAAACCCAUCGUUUCCCAGUUCUCGAACGCCGUGUUCGAUAUCCUAGUCUCCCUGCGAAUCUGCACCCCUUCACGCAGGCCGAUAUCUCAGCAGCGAGGGGUGACAACACUUACUUGCAGCGAAGUGUCCCCGGCGGCGCAAGGGCCGAGGCGGAGCGACGCCGAGCUCUCGCACUCAGGACUCUAG
Messenger RNA from Parascedosporium putredinis, 516 nucleotides. The record is from the annotation of a GenBank genome assembly. Lineage: Eukaryota; Fungi; Ascomycota; Sordariomycetes; Microascales; Microascaceae.